AUGGAGGAACAAAACAAUCAAUUUUUUGAAAUAAUCAGAUGUCUGCUGGUAGAUGUUGAUGACAGUUGUCUUCUCAUUACUGCAACUUUUCUCAAGAAAUCUAAAUUUGAAGUUGUGACAGUGAAGAGCGCAAAAGAUGCUUUAGGUGUUCUUCGGAGUAGUGGCCUCUCAUUUGAACUUGUGGUUACAGAAGUCCACAUGCCCGAAAUAAAUGGCUUUCAACUACAACAAGAAAUAGCCAAAAAAUUUAACAUUCCUGUUGCUUUUUAUUCAGUCGAUGAAAAAGAAAGUACAAUUAUCAAAGGACUUGAGAGUGGAGUUAUUUUAUUUAUGGGGAAGCCCAUAUCACAAAACGAUAUUAUUUUUUUAUGGAAAUAUGCUGCCAUGCGAAAGAAAAUUUAUAAAGGAAAACAAGUUAUUAAUCAACAGAAUCAAGACGAUGCCAAUGAAAGAAUCCCCCAUGAAGUAAUUCAUAUUGAAUCUUCAUCGCCGGACAGUGAGAGGGACAAGUCUGCGAGAAAAUCUGAAGAGAACAAAAGCGAACAUAGUUCGUCUCCACCAUCAAAAAAGACUAGAAUUGUUUGGACAGAUCCCCUCCAUAACAAAUUUGUGGAUGUCGUUUCAAAACUUGGCAUGAAGGAAGCUCAUCCAAGGAAAAUUCUUGACCGCAUGGACACUCCUGAAUUGACAAGAAUACAUGUGGCAAGUCACUUGCAGAAAUAUCGCAUGGACUUGAAAAAGGACAGUAGAGUUCAACAACUUAUGCCAGAAAAUUCGAAUGUUGUUGAUCAUGUUAUAGAGACUGAUCAUCAAGACUUUCAUUCUUGUCAAAGGGAGAAAGAAUUGGCAAGAAUUUUGUGUCGUCAUAUAAAUAAAAUGUCUCAUAAUAUUGGAUUGGGAGAGGCUUCAAUAGAGCUAUCCACUUUACAACAGAGUUAUGAAAUUACUGGAAAUGGAGGAACUGGUACUACAACAGAUGACUUUGUUAUGUUGGACAAUGUUUAUUCAACUGAACUUACUUCAAUUAUUUCUGGAAGCCAGCUGAACGUUCAAUCUUCUAAUAUGGAAUUCUUGAGGAUGAAUCCGCAAAGUUUCACUGGUUCGAGCACUAUUGAGGACCCAUAUAAUAUCACUGAGAAAAUGAGAAAGGUGUACGAGGUGAUGCAUAUUGCUGGAAUUGAGAUUGCUGAGCUAGCUUCUUAUCAACUCAAGGGCCUUGAUAGGCUUGGUUUGAUUAGUGGAAGGAGGGAGUUCCCAAAGAAAAAGCAAUGCAAUAGUUGUAGGGGAAACAGAGCUCAAUCUUCAUCAUUUGCUCCACCAGACAGGGCAGCACCUAGGGGAACCACUUCUAGUGCUGACAGAGGAACAAACCGCUUGUAUGCUCUCAACAAUCGCCAAGAGCAUGAGAAUUCACAGUGGUCAUCACUGGUAUAA
Messenger RNA from Solanum lycopersicum (tomato), 1434 nucleotides. The record is from RefSeq and is a predicted model, not a curated record. NCBI's taxonomy places the organism in Eukaryota, Viridiplantae, Streptophyta, Magnoliopsida, Solanales, Solanaceae.